AUGAUAAUAGGGAGCUUGGACCACCCCCGCCUCCUAAGCGAUGAAGUGGAGAGUGAAGAGUUGGAGAGUGAAGAGUUCAGGAUAAGAUGGAAGGAGCAGGAGUAUCAGCCUAAGCUGGUGCCGGAACAAUUCCAGGAAGAAAUGGAAGAGAAAGCUAAACAUGAUUGUUAUGUGAACAUCAGUAAAUUUGCAAAAAUGGAAGAUCCGAGAAAGGAGAGUUGGAGGACCAGGAAUAUUCUCUUUAUUGUCACAGUCCUAUUUUUGGGAUUCUGGACGAAAGACAUAUGGCCAUAUAUACCCCAUGAUGAAAACAGUGAGGAAGAAGAGGAGGAAGAAAAGGAAAAUGAAUUUCAACAAAGAAUUUACAGUGAUAUUUUAAAUAUUCCUGCCAAAAGCGUGCUGGAUCAGUUCUACAACAUCUCUGUUCAGAAGAUGAACCAGGAGCCAAUGCAGAUCCCUGAAUUUGUAGAAGGUUUUGUGGACAAUCUUUUAGAAGCUUGCAGGAAUCAAAUCCUGUUUGACUCUGAGCUGAUCUUUGAAGACUGCACGGGCAUUGGAAGUCAAUUUGAGAAAUGGGGUUGCAAGAUGCCAUCUGUAUAUGAUAUCUUGGUUCCAAUUGUCCUCCAGGACAGAUGUUGCUUUAAACCAGAGAUUUGUUGCAUCCCACCUGACAAUCAUAGUUAUGGCAGGAUUCUCAUGGUCACACCAAGCAAUGCUGUGUUGACCUGCCAGUGUUACAGCACAGAACCUGAAGGGCAUGUGCUUUGCCUUAUUCAUAGCAAAGGACAGGAGUCUGAUGUUCAUGACAAUUACCUAGCUUCUAUCAUGUGUAUUGAGGGGUAUUUGGAUUAUAAGAAAGUUGUGAAAUUGUUCAGACUUGCAUUAUCCAACUCCUGGGACAAAAUUUGUCAUAAAUAUGAUUUUAAAGUUACCUUCCACAAAAUUACUGGUUGCUGUGGUUUACAAGUCCUCUAUCAGUCAGAACAAACCAUUCGCAUAAAAGUCUUCCCUGCUGUGAGGCUGAAGGAUUCAGAAGUCUACCUUGUACCUAGCUUUUCAGAUUACUCCAAGGAUGCUUCAUUAUCCACUACCUACUGGGACAUUUCCUGUGCUGUCCAUGAGUAUAGGUUUCUGAAAAUCAUGGCCAAAAAAGUCCCCGAGAGCAGCUGUCAUAUUAAGUGCCUUAAAAUACUGAUCUUUCUAACCGAAAACUUGCGUAAUUCUUCAGAUCAGCGAUAUGUCCUUGGGUCCUAUCUUUUUAAAACUGUCCUUAUGCAUCUGUUGCUAAGUCAGCCUCACUCAAAGUGGAAAGAAUGUUACCUGGAACAUAGGCUUAGAGAUGUUUUGAAAUACCUUGGAAAUUGUUUGGAUGAGAAACAGCUCCACCGAUUUAUGAUUGGAAAUCAAACUCUUUCUCAGCAAAGUGAAAUUCCAGAAAUGCUUCUCGAAACAGAACCUAUUAAUCUCUUCCGGUCAUUUGCAUCAGAUCAUGAUUCUUACUGCCAGGCAGUUCUAGAAUAUCAGACAAUAUUAAAGGAGAUGGGAAAUUUAAUGAGGGAAUAUAUUAAAAAUAAUGCAGUCAGCUGA
Mobula hypostoma (lesser devil ray) is the source of this 1587-nucleotide messenger RNA. RefSeq names its product inositol 1,4,5-trisphosphate receptor-interacting protein-like. NCBI's taxonomy places the organism in Eukaryota, Metazoa, Chordata, Chondrichthyes, Myliobatiformes, Myliobatidae. Gene Ontology annotation, cellular component: membrane. The record is from RefSeq and is a predicted model, not a curated record. The transcript has a single exon. The coding region runs from base 1 to 1587 and encodes 528 amino acids.